Messenger RNA from Pyricularia pennisetigena, 222 nucleotides. RefSeq lists its product as uncharacterized. Lineage: Eukaryota; Fungi; Ascomycota; Sordariomycetes; Magnaporthales; Pyriculariaceae. The record is from RefSeq and is a predicted model, not a curated record. The transcript is spliced from 2 exons. The coding region runs from base 1 to 222 and encodes 73 amino acids.
AUGUCAGGAGUGAAAUAUGUAUCCUCUGUUGCCGUCACAGUCGGUGUCUUGCCUUCGCUAGGUGACCUGACCAUCGCCUUGAGCUUGGCGACGGCGGCGCCUGAAGCAUACAAUCGCAAGGGCGAUGAUGGCAAUGACAACGAUGCCGACGAGGGAGCCAACAAGGGGCCACGUAAAGCUGGGAGGGCCGCCGCUAUUGCCACCGCCAUCAUUUCGUGUUGA